This is a messenger RNA of Coregonus clupeaformis (lake whitefish), 2097 nucleotides long. Its product is annotated as G protein-activated inward rectifier potassium channel 3-like. Gene Ontology annotation, biological process: regulation of monoatomic ion transmembrane transport; potassium ion import across plasma membrane. The record is from RefSeq and is a predicted model, not a curated record. Lineage: Eukaryota; Metazoa; Chordata; Actinopteri; Salmoniformes; Salmonidae. The coding region runs from base 604 to 1977 and encodes 457 amino acids. Gene Ontology annotation, cellular component: plasma membrane. The transcript is spliced from 3 exons. Gene Ontology annotation, molecular function: inward rectifier potassium channel activity.
GGCACGAUGCCAGACUAACAGCUGUGUGGGUUUGUCUAGCUGCUACAGAUGAGGGAAGGGAUAAGUCACUGCCUCUCUACCCUCCCUCUACUCUACCACACACCACUAAGCAGAAAGGCACCCAUACAGUAGCUGCAUCCAGUCAAUAACCAGAGGGAAUUCUUCAUCACAGGUGUUGGUGACUGGUCUAUGGUCCACAGAGGGGGAUUCCAGCCAUGCUCUCCACGGUGAUCUCCAACAGCUGUUCACUCUAUGGGGACUAUGGCAACUAUGGACCUCCCCCAUACCCCAGGAAGAACAUCAGACCCAGAGCUUCACUUCGACACAACCCAUAUAACCCAUGCAGACCAUACCUGAGGAGGGUCAUUAUAACAUCUCAAUAUUCACUGCAAAGAUGACUAGUUUAUAAUUGUAUUGUUAUCAAUAUCUUCACUGUUCGAUUGCAGAUGACACCUUACUGUCUUGAUGUCUUGAUUGCAGGUGGACACUAGAGUAUCUUUAGCCGAUCCCAAGAAAAUCUCCAGGACCUCCAGUAGGGGUCAGUAUGUCACCGUGCCUGUUCACCAUCCAAAGCUGCAUCUCUCUCCGACACUGGGGCUAGGCAUGGGGCCUCCCCGGCCCAACACCAGACAGAGCCCACUGCCGGUCAGUCAGAGGAUCAUCCAAUCACAGCACAAAGCAAGGCAGACCAGGAGUGCUGAGAGCUGCUCCAGUUAUGACAGAAGCUCCUGGGUUAAGAAAGGCUCUAGUAAACCUAGUAAAGGGAAGAAAACACAGAACAAGGCCACAUCUUCUUCUUCCAAGAGUACAGGAGACAUACGACACAAGAGUUCCAGUUCUAAUGGUCGCCAGCACCAUCGCUACUUCACCAAGGAUGGCAUGUGUCGCGGCUCAUCAUACAGCUCCAAGAACAAGAUGUGUGACCUGAUCGGCACCCUGGUGGAUCUGAAGUACAGCUGGAUCCUAUUUGUCUUUACCCUGUGCUACAUCGUCACCUGGACAGCCUUUGCAGAGCUCUACUUCCUGGGUGCCUGGCUGUGUGGUGAUAUGGAACACAUACAAGACCCGCAAUGGCACCCAUGCUUUGAGAAAUUGGACAGUUUCCAUUCAGCCCUCUCUGUCUCCAUGGACAGCCAAAUCAUCAAUGGCUACGGCUCUAGAGUGGCCUCAGCCAACUGCAUGGACAGGGUGGUUCUCAUGAUGGCACAGUCCAUCAUUGAAUCAGUGUUAGACGCUCUGAUGCUGGGCUGCAUCCUGGCCAAGCUAGCCAAGCCUAAGAGGAGGCUGCCCACUCUGUUGUUCAGUCAGCACUGUGUGGUCUCUGAGAGGGAUGAGAGGCUGUGCCUGAUGUUCAACGUCAAGACUCUGAAAGAAACACACAUGCUGGUGGCAGAGAUAAGAGCCAAGCUGAUCAAAUCUCACCAUACCAAAGAGGGAGAGUUCAUCCUGUUGGAGCAGAGAGAGCUGACUCUGGGGAUGGGGCCAGAUGGAGCCAGGCUGUUCACAGUGGAGCCACAGACUGUGGAGCAUGUCAUUGAUAAACAAAGUCCUCUCUGGGGCAUCAGCGCUGACUCUUUAAAGUGGGAGACCUUUGAAAUUGUGGUCAUGGUGGACGGAGCCGUCCAAGACGCAGGCACAGCCUUCCAUGUGAGGACCUCCUACACUGAAGAUGAGAUUAUUUGGGGACAGAGCUUUAAGUCAUACAUGCCACUAGACAAGAGGGGGAUUGGUUCCAAUCACAAGACCUCUGAUAAGAACUAUAAGGUCCAGACUGCCACACACAGUGACAGAGAGAUGGCAGUGAGACAAAGACAUGAGAGAUCCCCUGGACACGACACAGACUCUGUCCCCUCCAACAUGUCUACAAAGAAAGUACAUUACCAGUAUUUAUAUGAUCAAAUGUUACUGUGCAACUCAGUCGCUAAUAACAAUGGCACAGGAACUAGGAAACUUAGUAAGAAUGAGUUCUUUAUAUAAAUAUUGACGUUUGACAAGUCGGCAUAGAAGUGUUAAUCAAAGUUGAUGAAAUAAAGACACACUAUACAUAUCCUUCAGAAUGUUUAUACAAUGUGAAUAAACGAAUGCUGAUGACCAAUA